AUGCUGCACUCCGGAUUGCCCCCAAUUGUUUGGGGGAUGUUGGCCGAUGAUAUCCCUGCCAACGACCUGGAAAAGCCCUGGCCCAUGAAGCUUUCGCGUCUUCCCGCAUCAAUCAACCUGGAAAUAAAUAUUGGCGACCGGAAAACGAGCUCUGUUGGCCGCAUCCCGGAGCUGGGCCUCCAUAAUUGCCUGAGACAAUUGGAGAGGCCCGGCACCUUGGCUGCCGAGCUGCUACCUGGAGGAGCUCUGCUGGCGGCCUGGUUACUGGAUCGGGUUGCAGAUGCGAGCGCCUCAACGUGGGUGAUGGCAAUCAAUAUGGGGUUUAGUAAACGGUGGUUUGAUGAAAUUGCGCAUGAACGGGAUCCACGCCGCGCAAUUGGCCCGGGUCAAGCAACGACAGACGACUAA
This is a messenger RNA of Trichoderma aggressivum f. europaeum, 408 nucleotides long. RefSeq lists its product as uncharacterized. The record is from RefSeq and is a predicted model, not a curated record. Bases 1 to 408 code for a protein of 135 amino acids. The transcript is spliced from 2 exons. NCBI's taxonomy places the organism in Eukaryota, Fungi, Ascomycota, Sordariomycetes, Hypocreales, Hypocreaceae.